CUCGGUGCACUAAGUGGUGUCCAGUUGUUGUACAACGGUCAGUCACACAAUUUGUUGGAAGCUGCUUUUCAGAAACUUUUUAAAAAAUUUUAUUUUAACUUUUUUUUCUUACACUGCGUUUCGCUCUUUUUCCCUACAUUUUGUGGAUUUAAGAGCACAGGCACCGGUUGCUCCUUGACUUUUUUUUUUUUGACCAUGCUGCAAACUUUACACUUCUGCCAUUAAAACUCGCUGUGUGAUGUGAAGCUGUGAACUCCUGAAGGAAAUAACUUCAUAUAUAUACUCACAAUGACUGAGGAAGGCAGAAGUGAGCACAGAGCUGAAAGCGGGAAGGACCUGGAGAAACAGCUGCGGUUGCGAGUGUGCGUCCUAAAUGAACUUUUAAAGACUGAGCGGGACUAUGUCGGGACGCUCGAGUUUCUCUCGGUGUUCCUGCAUCGUCUCAAUCAGUACGCAGCCACCAAAAUCGAAAAGAACGUCACAGAGGAAACGGUGAAGGUCUUAUUCUCUAACAUUGAGGAGAUUCUGGCUGUUCACAAAGACUUCCUGUCCAUGGUGGAGGAGCUCCUGCAGCCCGACCCUCACGCUCACCAUGAAAUCGGUCGCUGCUUCUUGCACUUUAGGAGCCGUUUUCAGAUUUAUGACGAAUACUGCGGGAACCACGAGAAGGCCCAGAGGCUGCUGCUGGAGCUCAAUAAGAUCAGAAAUGUCAGGACAUGUUUACUGAACUACAUGUUGCUGGGAGGCAGAAAAAACACAGAGGUCCCACUGGAGGGAUAUCUGGUAGCUCCUAUUCAGAGGAUUUGCAAGUACCCGUUGCUGCUCAGAGAGCUGCUUAAGAGGACCCCGAAGAAGCACAACGACUACGCUCUGGUACAGGAGUCUCUGCAGGUGAUGAAAGAGGUGUGCUCCAGCAUCAAUGAGGCCAAGAGACAGAUGGAAAAAUUGGAGAUUUUGGAGGAAUGGCAGUCGCAUAUCGAGGGCUGGGAGGGUUCAAAUAUCACAGACACAUGCACGGAGAUGCUAAUGCAAGGUGUCCUGCUGAAGAUUUCAGCUGGGAACAUACAAGAGAGGAUUUUUUUCUUGUUCGACAAGCUUCUGGUCUACUGCAAGAAGAAAAAUAGGCGUUUAAAAAACAGUAAGACGUCCACUGAGGGCCCUCGCUACCUGUUCAGGGGAAGAAUCAGCACUGAGGUGAUGGAGGUGGAAAAUGUGGAUGAUGGCACAGCUGACUACCACAGCAGCGGGAACAUAGUGAACAACGGCUGGAAGAUCCACAACACGGCCAAGAACAAGUGGUUCGUCUGCAUGGCCAAGACCCCGGAGGAGAAGCAGGAGUGGCUGGAGGCCAUCAUGAAAGAGAGGGAACGCAGGAAAAGUCUGAGGCUCGGCAUGGAGCAGGAUACGUGGGUGAUGGUGUCAGAGAAGGGAGAGAAGCUCUAUCACCUCAUGACCAAGGGUAACCUCAUAAAGGACCGGAAACGCAAGCUCACCACCUUUCCCAAGUGUUUCCUGGGAAGUGAGUUUGUGUCCUGGCUGAUGGAAAUCGGUGAAACGGACAACCCAGAAGAAGGGGUUCACCUGGGUCAAGCUCUGCUGGAGAAUGGUAUCAUCCACCACGUCACAGACAAACAUCAGUUCAAACCUGAGCCCGUGCUCUACCGUUUCCGCUACGACGAUGGCACCUAUCACCCGAGAAGUGACAUGCACGAUGUUAUAUCCAAGGGUGUUCGGCUGUUCUGCCGUCUUCACAGCCUCUUCACUCCCGUCAUCAGGGAUAAGGACUAUCAUUUACGGACCUACAAAUCAGUGGUCAUGGCUAACAAGCUCAUAGAUUGGCUUAUAGCACAGGGGGACUGCAGAACGAGGGAGGAAGCAGUGAUCUUGGGGGUGGAGCUCUGCAACAAUGGCUUCAUGCAUCACGUGCUGGAGAAGAGUGAAUUCAAGGACGAGCCCCUACUGUUCCGCUUCUUCGCUGAUGAGGAGAUGGAGGGUUCCAACACAAAGUACAAACCUAUGAAGCAUGACCUGAAAAUACUUGAAAAUGUCAUCUCCAAGUCUCUCCUGAUAAGGCCCAGUGAUGGAGGCUAUGGCUUUACCCUGGAAGAGAGGAACCGCGUCCCCAUAAUCAAAUUUGUUGAGAAGGGCUCCCCAGCUGAGAUGGCUGGCCUGGAAGUGGGGAAGAAGUUGUUUGCUAUAAAUGGAGACCUGGUGUUCCUCAGGCCUUUCUCUGAAGUUGAAGCUCUCCUCAAGCAAUGUUUUAACAGCAAAGGACCCCUCCGAGUGCUGGUCAGCACCAAGCCUAGAGAGACAAUAAAGAUUCCAGACUCGGCCGAUGGCUUGGGAUUCCAGAUCCGUGGAUUUGGUCCUUCUGUGGUCCAUGCUGUUGGGAGAGGCACAGUGGCAGCAACUGCCGGUCUCCACCCAGGCCAGUGCAUUAUAAAGGUGAACGGUAUCAAUGUGAGCAAGGAGAGCCAUGCCAGCGUCAUCGCUCAUGUCACAGCGUGCAGGAAGUAUCGGCGACCCACGCAGCAAGAUACUAUCAAGUGGGUCUACAACAGCAGUGAGAACGCCCAGGAGGACAACCAGAAAACUAACCAGAAACCCAUCCCUGAGAAGAAUGGAGAUGGCUUUGAGUGUAAAGUCGAAGAGGUAAUGGAUAAAAUCAACACUAUAGCUAUCAUUGAUGGAAAAACAGACCAUGUAAGUCUGACAGUAGACAAUGUCCACCUGGAGUACGGAGUGGUGUACGAGUAUGACAGCACAGCUGGCACCAAGUGCCAUGUACUGGAGAAGAUGGUUGAACCCAAGGGAUUCUUCAGCCUCACUGCUAAGAUCCUGGAGGUACUGGCGCGUAAUGAUGAUGCGCUGGUGCAGAUGUGUGGAAGGUUGAUUUCCAGCUGUGAUCUGAUCCCAGAGGAGCUGCGGGUGCGCCUCAGUGCCAUGCAUAGUGAGAGGGCAGAGCACAUUAAUCGACGCAUCACUAACUACAGAAAGUUUUCCCGGGUACUCAAGAACAGGGCAUGGCCCACCUUUAAGCAGGCGAAGGCCAAGGUGUCUCCUCUCCAUAGUAGUGACUUCUGCCCCACAAACUGUCACAUUAAUGUGAUGGAGGUGUCCUAUCCAAAGACCACAACCUCUUUGGGUAGUGCGUUUGGUGUGCAGCUGGACAACAGGAAGAAUACGCUGGAGAAAGGAGGCCGCAGCAGUGCUGAGCAGGGUAAGCUGAACCCCAUGGUAAAUGUGCAGCACACCAUUACAACUAUGGCAGCACCAUCGGGUCAUAGCCUGGGGCGGACUGAGGGCCAUGGCCUUCGUUUCCUGCUCAGAGAAGAAGACCUGCUCACCCUGGAUGCAUAUCAGAAACUUCUCUAUAAACUCACUGCUGCUGUCAGGGAGAUGGAGACACACGGCGCCCACAUUGAUGACCUUCUAUCCUCCAUCACCCAUCCUCCAGCCUCAGAGGUGAGAACCCCUGAGAGCUACAUUACGGGAGAGAGUGAGGGAGAGAAGGGUGAAAGGAAUGGGAAGAAAGUCUGUUUUAAUAUGGCAGGGGAUGAGCAGGAGGACUCCGGGCACGACACAAUCAGCAACAGAGACUCGUACAGUGACUGUAACAGCAAUCGAAACUCCAUUGCCUCGUUCACCAGCAUCUGCAGCAGUCACUGCAGCUCCUACGUUCACAGUGACGACAUGGACUCAGGAGAUGAGAUGCCCUCGAGUGUGUGGCUGUCCCAUGAUAAGCAGAAGAAGCUUCACAGCUUUCUAGAGCACCUGUUUAGCCAGGUGGACUCAAUCUCUAGCAUGCUGACAGGAGCAGUAGUGGCUCGGGCAUUUGAGCAGACCAAAUGCUUCACACCUGGAAGAGGAUUACAAGAGUUUCAGCAGGAGAUGGAGCCCCGAGUGAGCUGCACCAAAAAGUUGCGUCUCCACGUCAAGCAGGAUCCCUGGAACCUUCCCAGCAGCGUUCAGGCGCUCACACAAACCAUAACUAAAUAUGUUGAAGAGGUGAAGACUCGACUGCUCUUGGUCCUACUACAGUAUACAGACUCAGAGAUCCAGUUACGUCGCGAUAUGGUAUUUUGUCAGUCUCUAGUGGCAUCUGUGUGUGCCUUCUCCGAGCAUCUGCUGGCUGUCCUCAACCAGUUCUGCAAUGUAGGGAAAGACGUGGACCAGGAAAUCCCUGACUCCCAGGACCUUCAGGAGGCCCAGGAAGCUAGCCGUCGAUGGCUCGAGCAGAUUGCCAGUGCUGGGCUGCUGUUCCACUUCCAGUCUCUCCUUUCGCCCAAUCUGACUGAUGAGCAAGCCAUGCUGGAAGACACUCAAGUAGCCCUAAUUGACCUGGAGAAAGUCACCUUCUACUUCCAGGAAUUUGAAGGGGAGCCUCUUGUUGCCAACAUGCCCAUUUCAUACCAGGUGGAGGGCAAUCUCCAGGCCUUGAAAGUUUGCUUCUACCUUGAGAGUUUCUAUUUCUCUCAGCUGCCUUACAGGCUGAAAAACGGAGGAGGUGUCAAAAUCUACCCAGUGCUCUUCACACAAGCACUCGAGAGUAUGGAAGGAUACUACUACAGAGAUAAUGUGUCAGUGGAGGAAUACCAGGCUCAAAUCAAUGCUGCCUCAUUGGAUAAGGUCAAGCAGUACAACAAAAGACUGAGGGCUUUCUACCUCGAUCAGUCCAACAUGCCGCCUUGCUCUGCACCAAAAGCAGCCCUCAUAGAUAAGUUAAUGCGUCCCCUCAACGCUCUGGAGGAGCUCUACCGUCUGAUGGAAAGUUUUAUUAGUUGUCGCCGCACCGCUGCCUGUCAGUACACCGCCUGCGGGGCUUCUGGCGUGGGGCUGCUCUCUGUGGCCUCUGAGCUCUGCUCACGUCUGGGAGCCACACACAUUGUCAUGUGCAACAGCGGCGUUCAUCGCUGCACCCUGAGUGUGACACUGGAGCAGGCCAUCCUGCUGGCUCGAAACCACGGCCUUCCACCUCGCUGCAUCAUGCAGGCCACUGAUGUCAUGAGGAAGCAGGGGGCAAGAGUUCAAAAUUCUGCCAAGAACCUGGGAGUGAGGGAUCGUACGCCGUCGUCCGUCCCAAGGUUGUACAAGCUGUGCCAGCCUCCACCCCCAGAUGGUGAUCCAUAAUGCAUCGCAUCCAGGAAGAGGUUUUGAGGAUCUUUUGAGUCAGCAACGCUUUCCCUCCACCAAUAGCUUAAUCUAAUUAAAGAGUUAUUGGGUUCAUUUUACAUGUCCAGAGUAGCCUAAAGUGUAAAUAGAAUUUGUAAACCCCAGAUUGUGUUUUAAUACUUUACAUUUUUCACUGUUGUAUUUGAUACAUAUUGUUGAUUUUCUUUUUAUUCUGUGAUGCAUCUGACAAGACGAUGUGUCAGAGCAAAGGGAGCGAAAUUAGCUUAAUGAAUGAACAAAAUUAAUCCCAUCAGUUAAGUGUCUGCAUAUUAUUCUUCUUGUUUUUAUGAGGGACAUUUGCAUUUCAUGGUAUUAGCUUUAUUUGCAUAUGAAAUAAAAAAAUGAUUAGAAGGAUACUGGAUGUAAUUUGGCACAGUAUUUGUUCAAAUUAGCCAGUAAUUUGUCAGCUUCUGUUCAGCUCUGACUUCAGUGCUUUGUCAGUUCCGUGCUGUUUAAUCGUAUGACUGUGUGUGUGUUUCUUGAAAAGAUGUUUAUUCACUUGUUAAUAUGCACAGCAUUUAGCAAAAAGAAAGGAAAAACAAGGGGAAAAGGUGUUGAUAGAGUCGUACUGUUUCACUGGGUUCAGAUUGUUAGGCAUGGACAUGAAGAUUUGUCAGUGAUUUUAUCAGUAUUAACAUAAAAAAGCAUAGAGCUAGGAGCUAUAUUCUGUGUUCCUAUAUAUAUAUAUGUUGACAGUACUCAGGAUUAAAACUUGCUAUCAUUGUAGAGUGGAUGACUAGCUUGCUACUAUGCAAAGGGUGAUGUUUCCUACAUAGACCGUAUGCCUCUGUAUGAUCAAUGUAAAAAUGAAGAUGACUGGGGGUUUUCUGCAUAUUCCCUUUAAAAUCCUACAUGAUGAUAAUAAUAAUAAUAAUAAUAAUAAUCCUGCCAUGUAUACAGUUUGUAAAAUGUAUAUUAAAGCCGAUUACAGGGGACAUUUCUGUAGUUGAUUUACUCCUGAAAAUGACCACUUUUCCACCGGCCUUGUUGGUUGUGGUUGGUGUAGAAGGUACCCGCCUUUCAACAACACUUUAUUUAGGUGUGCAUGCAGUUUUACUUAUCAAUGUGCAGGUAAUGUGGUCUAAUUAAAGAUACGAG
This is a messenger RNA of Pelmatolapia mariae (spotted tilapia), 6270 nucleotides long. RefSeq names its product phosphatidylinositol-3,4,5-trisphosphate-dependent Rac exchange factor 2 (gene prex2). The transcript is spliced from 41 exons. Gene Ontology annotation, biological process: regulation of signaling; G protein-coupled receptor signaling pathway; positive regulation of GTPase activity. Bases 289 to 5130 code for a protein of 1613 amino acids. Gene Ontology annotation, cellular component: plasma membrane. The record is from RefSeq and is a predicted model, not a curated record. Gene Ontology annotation, molecular function: GTPase activator activity; guanyl-nucleotide exchange factor activity; protein binding. Lineage: Eukaryota; Metazoa; Chordata; Actinopteri; Cichliformes; Cichlidae.